AUGUCCAAGAGCGUUGCCGCGGCAAGCCAUGCGGACUUCAACCGCAACUCGCUGUUCGACCUCAAGGGCCGCGUGGCCCUCGUAACAGGCGGCGGUUCGGGCAUCGGGCUGAUGAUCACCCAGGCGCUGGCGGCCAACGGCGCCAAGGUGUACAUCGUGGGGCGCACGCGCGAGAAGCUGGACAAGGUGGUGGAGACGUACAACAAGGACAUCGAGGGCUCCAUCGUCGCGCUGCCCGGCGACGUGACCAAGAAGGACGAGGUGGCGCGGCUGGUCAGGGAGGUCGAGGCCCGCGAGCCCUGCCUCUGCAUCCUCGUCAACAACGCCGGCAUCGCCAGCGAGACGGUGCAGCCCGAGUCCGGGUCGGCGGCGGAGAUGAGGCAGAACCUGUUCGACACGUCCAAGACCACAACGCAGGACUGGCUAGCCACCUACGAGACGGACGUGGUGUCCCUCUACUUUACCACGGCGGCGUUCCUCCCGCUGCUGCAGCGGUCGGCGGAGCGGCACCCGCACUGGUCCGGCACGGUGGUCAACGUAACCAGCAUCAGCGGGCUGGUCAAGAGCGCGCAGCACCACUUCGCGUACAACGCGGCCAAGGGCGCGGCCUCGCACCUCACGCGCAUGCUGGCCGGCGAGGUCGCCGCGGCGGGCCACAAGGUGCGCGUCAACGCCCUCGCCCCUGGAGUGUUCCCGAGCGAGAUGACCGAGGGGGGGAGCGACGAGUUCCAGAAGAGCCACCUCGACAAGGAGAAGUACGAGGGCAAGGUGCCCGCGGGCCGGCCGGGGAGGGACAUCGACAUGGCGCAAGGGGUGCUGGGGCUGGUGUGUAACCAGUACAUCGACGGCCAUACGCUGGUCGUGGAUGGGGGGUAUGUACUGGCGGCGGGGCAGUAG
This is a messenger RNA of Chaetomium fimeti, 897 nucleotides long. RefSeq lists its product as uncharacterized. Gene Ontology annotation, molecular function: oxidoreductase activity. Bases 1 to 897 code for a protein of 298 amino acids. The transcript has a single exon. The record is from RefSeq and is a predicted model, not a curated record. Lineage: Eukaryota; Fungi; Ascomycota; Sordariomycetes; Sordariales; Chaetomiaceae.